This is a messenger RNA of Paramecium sonneborni, 495 nucleotides long. NCBI's taxonomy places the organism in Eukaryota, Ciliophora, Oligohymenophorea, Peniculida, Parameciidae. The record is from the annotation of a GenBank genome assembly.
AUGAAACUGAUCUCUUGUGGAUAUGACAAUCUAAUUUUAGUUUUAGAAAAUAAUGAAUUAUAUACUCAAAAAACCAAUUGGAUUAUCAAAUAAAGGAUUAUCACAGUUGCUCAUGGAUACCGAUUAUGUUUUUUGACUGAUUAUUUAUUUGCUUUUUAACCUUAUAAUAAAGAAGAAUUGUGGAUAUUUGAUAAUGAUAAUAAAUAACGCCAAUUUUAAUGCUAAAAAAUUAUUCAUGUGAAGAGUGGAUGUGAAGAUUUUGGAACUUUUUUUCCUUAAUAGUUUAUUCCAAAUAAAAGAAUUUUCUUAUCAAAAAAUGGUAAUUAUGUUCAUUUGAUUAAAUUCCUUGAUUAAGAUGAUUUUUAAGUCAAAUAAUAGAUUGAUUUUGAAGAUUAAUGUAUUUAUGGAUAAUUAAGUACCAACGGAGAUUAUUUGGUAACUUGGGAUAAUAAAUCCAAUUUUAUUUAAGUCAGGAUGCUUCAAGAAUAAUAAUGA